This is a messenger RNA of Acomys russatus (golden spiny mouse), 1917 nucleotides long. RefSeq names its product transmembrane protein 200A (gene Tmem200a). The transcript has a single exon. The record is from RefSeq and is a predicted model, not a curated record. NCBI's taxonomy places the organism in Eukaryota, Metazoa, Chordata, Mammalia, Rodentia, Muridae. The coding region runs from base 13 to 1488 and encodes 491 amino acids.
CAAGCAGAAGCUAUGAUAGCUACUGGUGGAGUCAUCACCGGCCUGGCGGCCCUGAAGCGCCAGGACUCUGCAAGGUCCCAGCAACACAUCAACCUCAGCCCGUUACCUGCUCCCCAGGACCAGAAACCCGUCAGACGGCGCCCACGAGCUGACGUCGUGGUGGUUCGUGGAAAAAUCCGGCUUUAUUCUCCAUCUGGCUUUUUCCUCAUUCUGGGAGUGCUGGUGUCUAUCAUAGGAAUCGUCAUGGCAGUCCUUGGAUACUGGCCCCAGAAGGAGCAUUUCAUCGACGCGGAGACCACGCUGUCCACCAAUGAGACGCAGGUGGUUCGGAACCAGGGCGGUGUGGUGGUGCGCUUCUUUGAGCAGCAUCUGCACUCUGAUAAGAUGAAGAUGCUUGGCCCGUUCACCAUGGGCAUCGGCAUCUUCAUCUUCAUCUGUGCCAACGCCAUCCUUCACGAGAACCGCGACAAAGAAACCAAAAUUAUCCACAUGAGGGAUAUCUACUCCACGGUCAUUGACAUCCACACGCUGAGACUCAAGGAGCAGAAACAAGCGAACGGCCUGUACACGGGCUUGCUGGGCGACGCAGAGGUAAAACAGAACGGCAGCCCCUGUGCAUCCAGGCUGGCUGCCACCACCUUGGCCUCUUUCUCAGGGAUGCGGAACAGCUUUCGGGUGGACAGCUCUGUGGAGGAGGAUGAGCUCAUGUUGAGUGAAAAUAAGAGCCCGGGGCACCUCAUGCCCCCUGUGCUAUCUGGCAGUGCAGUCUCUGUCUUUGGCCUUUAUCCACCUCCAUCCAAGACAACCGAUGACAAGGCCAGCAGUUCUAAGAAAUGUGACACCAAAUCGAUCGUGUCGUCAUCCAUCAGUGCUUUUACGCUGCCUGUGAUCAAACUGAAUAACUGUGUCAUUGACGAGCCCAGUAUAGACAGCAUCACUGAGGUCGCAGACAACCUCAAAAGCAGGUCCAGGAAUCUUUCAAUGGACUCCCUUGUGGUCCCACUGCCCAGCUGUGGCGAGUCCUUCCAGCCCGCCAGCACAUUACUGCCCAGGAACAAUUCCGUUGGGGAGUCGCUAUCGAGUCAGUACAAGUCCUCCGUGGCCCUGGGACCUGGGACUGGACAACUCUUGUCACCUGGGGCUGCUAGAAGACAGUUUGGAUCCAACACCUCCUUACAUUUGCUCACUUCUCACUCCAAAUCCCUGGACUUAGACCGCGGUCCUUCUACCCUGACUGUGCAGGCAGAACAACGGAAGCACCCCAGUUGGCCUCGGUUGGAUCGGAGCAACAGCAAAGGGUACAUGAAAUUGGAGAACAAAGAGGAUCCAAUGGACCGGCUUCUGGUUCCCCAAACAGCGAUCAAAAAGGACUUUACGAAUAAAGAGAAACUUCUAAUGAUAUCAAGAUCUCACAACAACCUGAGCUUUGAACACGAUGAGUUUUUGAGUAACAACUUGAAGCGAGGAACUUCGGAAACAAGGUUUUAGUGUUUAAAAAUAGAUCAUUUCCCAUGGAGAUAUGCACUAUUUUUUCACCAGUGUUUUCCUUCUUAAAGCAUUGGUUGUAAGCCUUUUAAAAUCAAACGGUAGUGUGUUAGAAGUGGCUGGUUAGUUCUGUAAUGAAGAUGGCUGUGUGUAUGGGUUCCUCUUCCUGGCAGUACUGUAGAUUAUUAUCAUGUGGGAUACUGUUUUCUCACUCUUUGAAAGCAUGGUUUCUUUUGUAGAUGUGAAUACAAAAUACCUGCAUUCAUGUUAAGAACUUGGCUUCACUUUCUAAUCCUGUCACCGAUUAUCAUCUUCAUGGAAUGGAGCGGCCAGUAUGAAAAGUGUAGGGUACCAAAGUGUGGGCAGAAGUGUUAAAUUCGGGUCCAUUAGUCAAUAGAAGUAUUUAUAAAUGAGUGUGAGUGCAAUCUUGAG